This is a messenger RNA of Capsaspora owczarzaki ATCC 30864, 3060 nucleotides long. RefSeq lists its product as hypothetical. NCBI's taxonomy places the organism in Eukaryota, Filasterea, Ministeriida, Capsasporidae. The transcript has 3 exons. The coding region runs from base 79 to 3030 and encodes 983 amino acids. The record is from RefSeq and is a predicted model, not a curated record. Gene Ontology annotation, molecular function: protein binding.
AAACAAGGCGACUGCUUUCGAGCAUGCCUACGAGGCUCCGUCACCACUUCUCCGUUGAGUGCCAUCAUCGUCGGAGGCAUGAGCACCCUUGACCCCGCUGACAGCAGUCACAACGCUAGCAUCGACGCUCAAAAGCAGCAGCAGCAGCAGCAGCAACAACAACAACAACCAAUAGACACGCCCGUUCUGGUCGCGUCGGCCGUCCCUGUGCACUUGACCGCAGCGACUCGGAGCGACUCGCCCGACAUGUCAUCGAGUAGCGACGUGUCCAAUUCUGAUUCGUCCUCGGACGGGGAUUCCGACGAGUAUUCGGACGACGACGGCUACGUUCCCGCGCACGAGCCGCGGUUGCGUGCGCCAGCCCCUGCAUCGAUUCUCAAAGUCACGACCCAGCCCGCGCCGCCCCCAAUACGGCCAGGCUACGUGUUUGCCCCAGAGCCGCACAUCACUCAGUACCCCAAACGCGUUGCGUCGCACUCGCGCCGCGUCGUCUUUACACUCCCGGCCGACCACGAGGACAAGACGACGGCUCGCAAACCGCCUCCGAGAAACCGCCGUGUGGGCCCACCCGCGCGCAAGUGGUUUGCGGCCGGCGAGUUGCUGCAAGUGUACAUGGCCGCUUGCACCCGUCUCAACACCAAGCCAUUGAAUGUGCUCGUGUGGCAGCUGCAGCAGGCCAGCGCGCUCGAUCUUCCCGUCAUGGAGCUCAACUUUACAGGGCUCACCAAAAUCCCCACGUCCAACUGGGGCGCCAUUGGCGAGCUCCUGUUCCGCGCAGGAGACAUCAAGUCAAUCUCGUUUGAAGGUGUGAACUUGCGGGACGAGAUUAUGCAGCCAUUGGUCAAGUCGCUGCUGCUCAAGCGCUCCCUCGAGUCGCUCAACCUCUCUCACAACCCCAUCAAGCUGCCUGGCUUUGAUGCCGUUGGGUUUUUGCUUCGUCGGGGCGCCCAGCUCAAGCAUUUGAAUCUGUCUGCCAUCUCGAUCGACGCAAAGUGCGCCAACUCGCUCGGUGUGUCGCUUUUGACGUGCAUUGGUCUCGAGUCGCUUGUUUUGCAAAACUGCGGGCUGAAAAACUCUGUUUCCCUCGAGGCCAUCUGCGAAGGUGUGCGUCGCAACCACACGGUGCGGUUGCUGGAUUUGCAAAGCAACGGCAUUGGCCCGAAAGGUGCCAAGGUUGUGGCACACAUGGUCCAGAAGAACGACACGCUGCUCUGCUUGCGUCUGGGCGGCAACCCGAUUCAAGACCACGGCGCCGAGUUUAUUGCCGAUUCGCUCUCGGUGAAUCGGACGCUACAAAAGAUGGAACUGUGGGGCUGCUCCAUCCAGCUUCCUGGAUUGACUGCGCUCGCUCAAGUGUUGACGAAAAACUCGCCACUCGAGGCCAUCAACCUCGGCUACAAUGCCCUGGGCAACGCGGACGGCAUGGAAACGCUCUGCAAGGCCCUCAUUUCCAACAAGUACCUGCGCGAACUCAUCCUCGCUUCGACCGGCAUGCAGUCCGAGUCUGCGGUUGCGCUGGCUGGCGCCUUGGCCGAGAACAAGCACCUGGCCGUGCUCGACAUUCGCCACAACGAUCUGGGUCAGGGUGGUCUGAUUGCGCUGUCGGUUGCCAUGCGCCUCAACCGCAGCGUCAUUCAGCUCUUUUUCGACAUGGCAAAGCCAAUCGUGGGCAACCCUCCGCACUCUGCCAUCCCCGACCCGAGCGCGUCGGAUGUCGAGCACAUGGUGAAUCAGAUUCAACAAUUCUGCUCCCGCAACGCCACCGAGAUGGUCGAGCGUCCUCCCGUUAUUUACAACAAGCCCACUGCCUACGACAAUAGUGCUGCAACCAUGGCUCCCAGCUUGACCUCCGCUCCAAGCGUCCUUCAAUCUGUGAGCAACCAGAUCAGCAAGAACGACUCUGCGACGCUUAGCGUGGGAAAGCCCACCGGCCGGCCCGUCUCGCCCAUUCCGCCAGCCUCGGCUAACCAACACCCAAGCCCCGGAAAGCCACACGAGCUUCCAGCGGGGAGGCUGCAAUCCGGUCAAUCGCUGCAUCGACCCGGGGAGCCAGUUGGAAAGCAGGAGAUUGUCACCAUCAAGGCGAAAAUCCUGACCCUGGGCGAGAGCUUGGCGCAAACCUUGGCUCACCUGAGCACUUCCACAAGCGCUGCGAGCUCGGCAUCUGCUGCUGGCAACAAUCAGUCCACGCCGCACCAACCGCGCGCAUUGCACGCAGGCUCCGGUCCGACGGCGGCCAACGGCACUCUGCAAGUCCACUCGCCUUCCAAGGGUGGCCUAAAGUCCGUUUCCCCACCGCCUUCGGCGCACCAGCAACACCCGCAACAGCAUCUCCCGCGAACUCCAUCUCAACUUCUCGCGGCUCUCAAUGCGCUACCUUCCACGUUCGACGCCGAGACCGUGCUGGCGCCCUCCGUCAAAAAGCUGCUCUCCAACACUGAAAUUUUGGAAACUGUGCGUUUUCUGAAGCUUUCCGGCCAGCCGCAGCUCCUUGCGACAAUCCAGCAGAUUCAAGACGAGUCGCAUCGCUCGUCUCUGCUGCAAAGCAACGAGCUGCUCAUCAAGGCCAUCGCCAUUUAUGACGCAUUGGUGCUGGAAAAUAGCAUUGCUGGCUCGAAAAUCCGAAAGGGCUCUGGCGGCCAAGCCAGCAAGCCGGGCCUCAACCUGGUCAAGUCGAUGGGAAACAGUGCUGCUGCCCUUCUCCAUCCCAGCAGCGCAUCCACCAACAGCAGUGCCGUGCAGAACGGUGGUGGCGGAGCCUCCCCUGCGCAUGGCCAUCAGCGGUCUGCGUCCAUGCACGAGGUGUCGGCGACCCCGCAAAGCACUUCCCCGAGCAAGGCGAAAGCAACUGGCAUCGCCACACGUGGGUUCCGUUGGUCCCGUUCUGGCAACGGUGACAGCAACGGCCAUGCUAGCAGCGGCAAUGGCAACGGAAGCGUGCUCAAAUCAGAGCUCGAACCUCCUGCAACCAAACCCCGCAGCCACAGCAACCCCGAGCCACCCCAGCUCCAUAACGGGGCUCUGCAAUGAGGGAUUUGGUUGUUGUACCUUAGCACACCU